This is a messenger RNA of Dictyostelium discoideum AX4, 2541 nucleotides long. RefSeq lists its product as hypothetical. The record is from RefSeq and is a predicted model, not a curated record. The transcript has a single exon. The coding region runs from base 1 to 2541 and encodes 846 amino acids. Lineage: Eukaryota; Evosea; Eumycetozoa; Dictyosteliales; Dictyosteliaceae.
AUGAAAGUUUUACCAUCAAAUUUACAAUAUGUUUUAAAAUAUUCAAGUAUCGAAUUUAUAAAAGAAUUUAUAAAAAUUCAAAUUCAACAAUAUGGUAAAAUUGAAAAAGUUGAACCAUUUAUUGGAAAUAAAACAUUAAUAUCAUUAAUUUUAAAGAAUAGAGAAGAAAGUAGAGAACAAUUAUUAGAAUUUUUCUUAUUUAAUAGUGGUUUAUACGAUUCAAAAUGUAAUGAUGAAAAAAAUAGUUUUUCAUUUGGAAAAAUAUAUGAUUUUGAAAAUUAUAAUUUAUUAAAUAAAAUCUAUGAUUUAUCAAUCUUUACAAAUCGUCUUUUCGUCACUAAACCAUUUAAUUUAACAAUUAAUCAAUCAUUUGAUGAAUUAUUAUUUACACAUAGAACAAAUUUAAUCCAUGUUUUAAAUAAACCAAUUAAACCACUUGAUUCAAAAUUAGAUAAAAUUAAUAAUAAAAUUAAAAAAAUCAGUAGCAAUAGUAGUGGUAGUAGUGGUAGUAGUAGUGGUAGUAAAAGUGGUAGUAGUGGUAGUAGUUGUGAUAUUGAAAAAUAUAAAUUAAAAAAAUUACAAAAAUUUAUAAUUAUUGAAACAAAACAAAUAGAAUUAUAUAAAGAUUACAUUUUAAAAUAUAAUGAAUCAAUUGAUGAAUUUCAUCAAUGUAAAGAUGAACUUGAUGAAUUUUAUUAUGGUGAUCAUUAUUUAAAUGCAUUCAAAGAUAAUAAAGAUGAAUUUAAAGAUAAAAAUGAUGGUUCUGAUGAAUCUUAUUUAAUUUCAUUUUUAAGAUAUAUUAAAUUAAGUAAACCAUCAAUUUCAAUACCAUUUAUAAUUAAUUUUUAUAAUGAAUAUAAAAAGAAAAUGAAUUUAAAGAAAUUUCAUAUGUUUCCAAUUUUAAAAUAUAUUAAAAAUAAUAAUAAUAAUCAAAAUUUAGAAAAACAACAAUCUUAUUCAUUAAUAAUAUCUGAUAAAUUAAUUAUAAAUUGGUUAAUUUCAUUUGAAAAUAAAGUUAUUUUAUCAGUAUUAUUAAAUGAUCAUUCUAUUGUUUUUACUGAUUUUCAAAUAAUUCAAUAUGCAUAUAAUUUUAAUAAUAAUAAUAGUAAUAAUAAUAAUAAUAAUAAUAAUGAUAGUAAAGAAGUAACAGGUCAAUUAAAUUCUUUUAAAUCAAUUCAAUCAUUUUAUUUAAAAGGCAAAGAGAAUUCAAUACAAGUAGAGCAACAAUCAAAAGAGUAUAUAUUUAGAUACCUAUUCAAGAAAUCAAUCCAACAAUGUGAUUUAAAUAAUUUGAAAAUUAUAGAUUCAUUAAAUAUUAAAGUUUUAGACUUUCAAUCUAAUGAUAAUGAUAAUGAUAAUGAUGAUGAUGAUUUCAUUUUACCAAAUACUCCAAUUAAACAAAUUAUUAAAUUAUUAAAUUAUUUAAAUCAAUCAAAAUUUAAAAGUUUUACAAAUGAAAAUUUAAAAAGAUUUUAUAAUCAAUUAGUUCGAUAUUAUAAAUCAUCACAAUCAUCAUCAUCAUCAGCAACAGAAGCAGCAUUUUUAGAAUUUAAAAUUGAAGAGAAUUUCAAAAUUAAAGAGAUUCAAGAAAUUAUUGUAAAUUCAAUUUUUAAAUUGGAUUUAAUUCAAUUACAAUUUUUAUUAAAUAAUUGUUGUAAAAAGGUUAAAUUUGAUUCAAAUAUAUUCGAUGAUUUAGUUGAAUCUUAUAAUCCUUCAAUUAAUACUAAAGCAAUCAUUUUCAAACAUGGAUAUGGAGCUAAUCGUAUAAUAUAUCAUUAUGGUGAUGAUGAUAGUAAUAAUGGUAAUGGUGAUGGUAAAGUUGCUACCGAUAUUACUGCAAUGAUCACUCUAAUAAAAUCAUUUUAUGAUAGAUUUAAAGAAUAUGUGCCUUUUAGUAAUGGUAUUAACAUAAUGAUUCAACAUCUUUAUAGAAAAUUAAUUCAACAUAAAGGUUUUACAAUUGAAAUGAUGGAAUCAGUACACCAAUAUAUUAAUAAUGGAAAUACUGGUUACCCAAGUUGGUUCAGUGAACCUGGAUUAUAUGAAACAUUUUAUUUUCUUCAUAUUAGAUCUCCAAAGUUUACAAAAUAUAUACUAUCAUUUCCACACGAAACUACUAUCCCUUAUAGUAGAUUUUAUGAUUGUAAUAAACAAUAUUCAAAUAUUCAAACACCUCCUGUCACUCUUAAUAAUAAUAAUAAUAAUAAUUCAAUUUCUUAUCAAAUUAGAAAUUAUUUAUUACCAAAUAUAUUCUCAUUUGAAUUUAUUUUUGGAAGGAAUUGUUCAUGUGGUAGUUUCAAGAAUUCAUUUGGUGAUUUAUUAAAAUCAUUGGUUAAUAAUUUAUUAUUUAAAUAUGCUGAAGAGUUAAUUUCAGUAUCAUAUUCAAAUUUGAUUUCUUUAGACACUGCCACAAAUCUCAAAUUUUUUGAAUCAAUUAAAAGACCAACUUUAUUUGUAGAGCUUUGUAAUCAAUAUUUUAAGGAUAAUAAUGAUUCUAUAAUUUAUGAUUAUUUUUUAAGUGGUGUUAAAAACAGAUUCUAA